Molecule: messenger RNA, 2268 nt
Organism: Penicillium soppii
Lineage: Eukaryota; Fungi; Ascomycota; Eurotiomycetes; Eurotiales; Aspergillaceae
Exons: 1
Coding region: 1-2268 (755 amino acids)
Cellular component (GO): cytoplasm
Molecular function (GO): protein binding
Source: RefSeq, a predicted model, not a curated record
AUGAAGCGAAGGAUCAAGGUCCUUUCUGGUGGAUUAGCGGAAGUCGUCUUGAGCGGAGCUUCGAAUGACACUGUCCAAGUGGUACACCAGUCAGUCAAUGAUUUCUUGCGCGCGAAAGGGCUAGCUACCUUAAGUGAUACUAUCGGUGCCAGCAGUCCGGUAUCACAAAGAGAAAACAUCCUCUUAGAAUGUCAGGCAAAUCUCUAUCGUUCUUAUCUUGUUUAUCUGGCCUUACUCCGUGUACGUGGAGAUAUUUCGAGUGAUUCCCAGGCGACGAAAGAGGACCUUAUGCGGAACCACCCAUUAGUUGCUUACGCCACUACCAACCUCUUCAUUCAUGCGGAAAAGGCUGCUCAGUUUCGUGUGCUGAUGCUACGGAACGACCAUGAUAUUCUACAGCAAGUGAUAAGUCAAUGGAUCCAGAUUUACCAGAUUCUUGACCCAUUUAGCCCAAUGUGCCCACGAAGAAGAACCACAAUCAUUCAUAUAGCGGCAGCCGCAAAUCUCGUUGAUAUCAUAGAGCGUGUGUCUUUGAACAGCGAGGACGUGACGAGGGAAGACGAAGGCGGAAAUACACCUUUCCAUUUGGCAUCGCGACACGGUCAUAUAACAGGGGGAAGAAUAUUGCAUAAGAAAGCAGCGGAUUGUGGAGCAAUAAAUAGGGAAGGAAGAACGCCAUUGAUUGAGGCGGCUGGCUUUGGGCAUACGAAAUUUGUCGAAUGGCUCCUGCUCGAAGGUGUGAAGCUUGAAGCAACAAUGGGUAAAGGCGCAAGUGCUCUACAAGAAGCUUCGUUGGGAGGACAUCAGGACGUCGUUGAAAGAUUACUUGGAGCUGGCGCCGAUGUGCACGCUCAGGGUGGUAGAUACGGCAAUGCCCUACAGGCUGCUGUAUACGGGGAAAGCAGUGAGAUCGUGCAGAUGCUCCUCGACGCUGGCGCCGAUGUCAUCGCUCAGGGUGGUGAAUACGGCAACGCCCUACAGGCUGCUGCAGUCCGUAAAAACAGUGAGAUCGUGCAGUUGCUCCUCAACGCUGGCGCCGAUGUCAUCGCUCAGGGUGGUAGAUACGGCAACGCCCUACAGGCUGCUGCUGCAUACGGGAAAAGCAGUGAGAUCGUGCAGAUGCUCCUCGACGCUGGCGCCGAUGUCAACGCUCAGGGUGGUACAUACGGAAACGUCCUACAGGCUGCUGCUGCAUACGGGAAAAGCAGUGAGAUCGUGCAGAUGCUCCUCGACGCUGGCGCCGAUGUCAACGCUCAGGGUGGUAGAUAUGGAUCAUCUCUUUUGGCGGCUGUUUAUCAGGGACAUGCUGAUCAAGUUCAAAUGCUUCUUCACGCUGGCGCAAAUGUGUUGCUUGCAGAUGAACUUGGCCAAACUCCUCUUCAUAUUGCUGCCUCGAAAGAUAGGCUCAACCUUCUCCAUAGGUUUCCGGAGCUCCUCUCCCCUAUUAAUACCCAGGACAAACUUUUACAAACCCCCAUUCAUCUGGCUAUUUGUCUCGGCCAUAUCGAAUUUGCCACAAAUCUCCUCCACCUCGGUGCCAAUCCUUCUCUUUUAGAUGGUUACGGCAGAAAUACCCUAGACUGGGUACUUGGAAACGAAAGCCUGGUGCAACAAAUCCAAAAGCACUACCCUUCAAUUGUUGCGACACCUGAUAAUACCCAAGAGCUUGCUGUUCGUCAAUCCAUCCUUCAAAUCUCAGAUACGCUUCUUCAGUCUCAACUGCACUUCCCAUGGCCACUUUUGCAGCAGUUAGGUCGCUAUCUAUUGUUUGUUAGCGACGCAGACAAUGCCCAAUAUCUAUUUCAGCUGCAUUUGUCUCAGGAGAUUGUCAUUGGCGCCCCCAUGUACAAGACUACGUGUGGCAUAUGUAAAAUCUUUAUCAACGGCUCUCGCUUUGUGUGUAGUAUCUGCGCCCAUAUGGAUCUAUGCUCGUCCUGCGUGCAGAAGUAUCCCUUCCACAGUCGAUUACACCCAAAUCAAGAGCAUAAGACCUUUGAAGUGUCGUAUAUGCUUGAUCGAAAGUCUCCGCUCACUUCGUCAGCACCAGAGAAGUUGAGAGAACUCGUUGAUAAACUUUCUGCGCCGAAUACCCAUAGAAGUGGGAACGGACCAUCGCAUGAUUCCGUGGCUUAUCUGCCAUCCAAAGUCACCGCACCCAAAUCGACAGCUGCAAUUCUAACGGCUCUCCUAGGCCCAAUCUCAAUGUACUGUCUUCUUUCGUUUGGGCUUAUAGCAGUUUCGUUUACAUACUGGUAUACCUUGAUCUAA